GCAGCUCCUCAAGACUGAAGGAGAUCAUCGACAGACACACACACACAGAGGUGGAACUUCAUUCAGUGUGUGUUUCAUACAGUUGCUGAUCUGUGAGUGUGUGAGUGUGAUGAUGAGCGUCUCGCUGUGUGCUGCGCUCCUGGUGUGUGUGUGUGUGUGUGUGAGCGAGAGCUGCACCUGUUUUCCAGCUCAUCCACAGGAGUUAUUCUGCAGUUCUUCGAUAGUGAUGCGAGCUGAGGUAACUGGGGAGAAGAUCUUACCCGGAGCGACAAAUAUAGACGGCAUGGGAGAAGUUCAAUAUGACAUCAAAGUGAUGAAGGUGUUCAAAGGUUCUUCUGACAGAAUAAAGAAAAUCAAGCAUGCCUCUACUAGUGAGAUGUGUUCAAUGUGUGGGAUCAGACUGGAUCACGGCCAGUAUCUGCUGUCAGGAGAGUUCAUGUAUGAUGAGGGAAUCUCCAUUACAUUGUGCGACCUCAUUGUGCGCUGGGACAGUCUCUCCUUAAUGCAGAAGAACCACAUCAAAUACAGAUAUCAGAAGGGCUGUGACUGCAAGAUCUCCAGCUGCACUGAUCAGCCCUGUCAGCCCAGCUCUGAGAGCGAGUGUGUGUUUGUCGAAUUGUCUUCCUCAUGGUCAAAGUUCGCCUGCAUCAGAAACAGCGGCGGCUCCUGCAGCUGGUACACAGGAACGGCCAAAAACCACACACACACACACGCCUGAUGUCUGCAAACCAUACACGCACACAC
This is a messenger RNA of Rhinichthys klamathensis goyatoka, 744 nucleotides long. Its product is annotated as metalloproteinase inhibitor 2-like. The transcript is spliced from 5 exons. The coding region runs from base 110 to 718 and encodes 202 amino acids. The record is from RefSeq and is a predicted model, not a curated record. Lineage: Eukaryota; Metazoa; Chordata; Actinopteri; Cypriniformes; Leuciscidae. Gene Ontology annotation, biological process: negative regulation of endopeptidase activity; negative regulation of membrane protein ectodomain proteolysis. Gene Ontology annotation, molecular function: protease binding; metalloendopeptidase inhibitor activity. Gene Ontology annotation, cellular component: extracellular matrix.